Messenger RNA from Drosophila innubila, 2326 nucleotides. Its product is annotated as histone H3.v1. The transcript is spliced from 4 exons. The record is from RefSeq and is a predicted model, not a curated record. NCBI's taxonomy places the organism in Eukaryota, Metazoa, Arthropoda, Insecta, Diptera, Drosophilidae. The coding region runs from base 1 to 2280 and encodes 759 amino acids.
AUGGCCAAAUCUAUGGCUCUAUGCCUGACUGUGCUCCUGGCCGUAACCCUUGUCCAGGCUGAGGUUCAGGUCAAGGCCGCCGCCAUUCCCGUUGAGGUCAAGGAGCAGCCACAGCUGGCAGCCAUCGAGCAGUCCACGGAGUCACCUAUUGCCGACAUGGCGCUGAUUGAGGAUGCACCCAUGGUGCCCAAGAUGCCCAAGAUGCCCACCGAGAAGCCACCAAUGGCAGCCACACUGCAGGCAAUGGAGAAAUCGAGCAAUCCGCAACCUCACACCGUUGCCGACUUCAUCAUUCAUCCAUUGAUUGCGUUUAAGCCACGUCCGGGAGCACUCGAUGAGUUGCAGGCACAGGGUAAGCAGGCAACUCCUGGCGCAACGGGAGGCACAUCCUCCUCGCCCAGCACUUGGCUGUUUGGCAUGAAUCCCGGCCAGGGCUUGGGCUCAUCUUUCUCAACACUGGCUGGCUCCGUUUCCGGUUGGUUCAACGAUCGUCUGGCUGCUGCCGGACAGCAGCUGCCGGGCUUGAACGGACUGGUGGAGACACCAGUGCGCGACACCGCCAGCACAAGCAGCACCACAAGCACCACCACCCAGCGUCCGGACAUUGUUGUGCGCGUCCAGCAGCGUCCCAACAGGAGGCGGAUCAAUGCGAAUGGCAAUGGCAAUGGUAACAAGAAUAAGAACCGCAAUGGCAACAGCAAUCGUGUCCAGCGUCCAAAUCGUUUCAAUAAUCGCCUGGAUUCCUUGGAGUCGGAUGAGUACGAUGAUGAUUACUUCAAUGGCAAUCGCUACGAGGAGCAGUUCGAUGACGAUGAGCAGCAGGACGACCAGGAUGAGGACGAGCAGGAGGUAGAGGUCGAUCCCAGCGCAGAUGAUCAGUCGCUCGAGCAGCUUGAUGAUGAGGAAGACGAGCAGCCGACAAAGCGUCGUCGCAUCAACCAAUCCCAGACAGCGCUGCGACCCAAGCCGCAGUCAGCGUCGCAACGUGGACAGCCGCUGGCAUUGCUGGAGCAGGCCGAGGAUGAGGAGGAGGAGGAGGAUGACGAUGUGGAGCAGGAGACGGAGGAUGACGACGAUGAUGUGGAGGAGAGCGAUGAGAGCUUUGCUCCCGUUAUCUACACUCAAUCCUCGCGCAAGUCGCAGGGUCAACCCGGCUUCAUUCAGAAUCGACAACAGAGCUUGAUCAAUCAGCUGCGUAGAUUCACCUUUGGCCAGACUCCUGGUGAGCUGGGCAACAAGCUGCGCAAGUCUCAAUCCCCAUCCCAAUCCCAGCUGCAUUCCGGCCAAAGCCCCGCCAGAGCCGGAGCACGUCGUCCGCAGCAGGCGACGCUGCUGGUGAAUCGCAAUGGUCAGACAGUGUAUGUGGCACCCGAGCUCUUGGAUCUGGCUCCUGGCUAUCCCUAUGGCUAUGCAGCAGCGCCCGUUAGGAAGCAGCAACGUCUGCCCGCCACCCCGUACCCCCAGCCGCCAUUGACCGUGCCCGUGCGUCGCAAGGGACGUCCCACCCAGUACAUAACCAUACCCUGGAGUCAGCUGGGCUUGUCGCCGCCCGACCGCCAGUCCGUGGUGUCUCUUGCCGAGGGCAUUCAGUCCCAGCCGCUGAUUCUCAACAUACCAGAGAGCGCCAUCAGUUCCGUGCCUGUGCGAGGAUCCAGCUCCGGCAACAGUCAGAAGAAGAAGAAGCGUCCCACGCUGACUGCCUCGGCGGUUCCCCUCUUGGCGGAUGCCUCCCUCAUGGACAUCUUUCAGCCACCACAGAUUCCACCAUCCCGCACCGGCUCCAACUCCGGUUCCGGCUCCGGCACCAGCAACGUGACAAAGCCAAAGCCCAAGCCAGUGCUGAUUUCCGCCAAGCCCGUUCAAACUGGCGGCUUGUUGCCCACACGCAUUCGUCCCGGCACCAUUGUGGAGAAGGCACCCGCAAUGGACUCUACCGAGAUGUACUCCGCCGCCCCGGCAGCUCAGGUCGAGCAGCAGCAGCAGAAGGAAAGCUCCGAUGCCAUGGACGCAGUGACUGCUGCCCCCGUCAAUAUGAAUGCCGAGAUGCCCAUGGUUGCCGCUGGACAGGCGCUGCCCGAGCAGGAGUACAUCAUUGUCGGGGAGGACAAUGAGCCGGGACUGUCGCGUCAUGUGCAGCCCGCUUUUGGGGAUGCUCGUUAUGUGUCCUACGGCGAUUUUCAGCCGUAUUUCGAUCUGAUCCAACAGAAUCGUCGAUUUGCUCUGCGCAAGGCGGGACGUGGCCUCCAGGCGGCUGAUGAGACGCCCAUUGUCCAAGUCUAGUUGUAAAUUCGAGAGAGCAAACUGAGAGUUGAAAAAUGAAACAAAG